AGUUGUGAAUUAUCGAGUGUUCGAAUCACACGUCCCAUCAAGGUAUCACACGGUCGAAACUGUCGAACGUCUCAACCGCGCCGUUCUCUAUAUAAAUAUACGUAGGGAAACUUCGGACACAUUCAUUGUUGCAAUUGAUAGUGUGUACAAAGUGAAACGGACAUUUAUAACGGUAACUUCAAUGGGACUCACUGAGAUCGUGUAUAUUUGAUGAAAUUACGGUGUUUUGUGCGAUUGAGUUGAUUUUUCGGUUCAGAAAUUUCAAAUCUUUUGACCGUUGGUUCGGUUUGAUCGCUAAUAGCAGGGGAAGAAAAAAAUUAUUUAGAGCUUGAAACCAGUCCAAAAGUCAUACACACAGUAUUCAAUUAAACGGUAAACUGAAAAUAUACAAUGGAAAAAAGUGGAACAAUGAAACAUAAACGUAGAAAUAGUGUUUGUGCACAAGAUAAAAAUAAAUGUGAAAUUCGACAACCAACAUCGAAUACGUAAAUCGUAUGAACAAACGAGAUAGAGAGAUGAGCGAACAUUUUCACAGUGGUAUAAAUUUGAAAUCACAGCUACAUAUUAUUCAUAAAAGUUGUUUCGACGAUCAAAAUAAAAAAGAGGUCAACAACAACAAACAUCCGAACUAGUUUGAAUGUGAUCAAGUGAAUACGGUUUAACGAAACAUGAUGCAUAUAACAGAUGGAUUACCAGCUCUGUUCAUCAUAUUUUAUUUGAAAUUUUUUGAAGAUAUCGUUCGAACGGCUGCCGCCGCUGCUGUUGACAAUAAUCGCAUCGAGCCAAAUAUGUCGUUGCACCCGUACUUUGACUUCGAUGUGCCGCGAAAUAUCACCGCACGUGUAGGCCAAACAGCAUUUCUGCGAUGCCAUGUUGAACAACUGGGCGAUAAAUCGGUUUCGUGGAUACGCAAGAGGGAUCUGCACAUAUUGACGGCUGGCGUACUGACUUACACAUCCGACGAACGAUUUCAGGUGAUACGAUCGGAUGAUUCGGAAAAUUGGACGUUGCAAAUAAAAUUUUCGCAGGCACGUGAUAGUGGCAUCUACGAGUGCCAAGUGAAUACGGAACCAAAAAUGUCGAUGGCAUUUCGCUUAAACAUUGUCGAGGCAAAAGCGGUUGUUGUUGGUCCAACGGAUAUAUACGUUAAGAUGGGAAGUGAAGUGGUGCUGACAUGCAUUGUAAGCCAAGGACCACAUGAGCUUGGGACGAUCUACUGGUAUCGAGAUUUGACCAUGUUGGAUGUGCCAGCGGAGUUUGAAUCGAAUGACGUCGACUAUUCGCCCCGGAUAACUGUUGACACCAAAUGGACAGAUGCAUUGCGCUCAAGAUUGAAAAUAUCGGCAGCAAGAGUCACGGAUUCAGGCAACUACACCUGUACACCAACGGCAGCUGAAGGUGCCAGUGUUACCGUGCACAUUAUUAAUGGUGAAUCUCCGGCUGCCAUGCAGCGAGGUUGUGCAAAUGCCAACAUCGAUAUGUCGAUUGUGUUGUACAUCGUUACAUUGUCAAUGCUGUUACAGCAACUAAACCGGAUAACACAUGGCUACGGUGUAUCGUCAGAUGUGAUUCGAUGGUUCAGCUCAAUAACACCAAAAAAGACAAUAGCAUCUUCGUUCCAUUGUCAACAACACCAAAUUGAAGCGGAUUGUUCUAGAUUGCAGCCAUCUGCAAAUUCUUAUCGAACAGCUGCAGAAAAUCGGAUCACAGUAAACAGUGUCGAUUGUGUCGCUUGCAUCGUGAGAUGAAAGCCAAACAGGCAAACACGUAACAAUGGAUCGUCUUUUUUGGUAAAUAAGGUUAAAAUUGUGUCUUGCAGAAAGACAACUUACGAAAAUUGUGUUUAAAGUGAAAUUGGAUUUUGAAUUUAAUUUAAGAACGAUUUUUUUUUUGUGUGAAGAACAAAUGAUAAUGAAACAAAGAAGAAAUGACCGGAAACAAUGUUUCAGUUUAUAAGGGAAGGAGAGAUGUAAAUAAUAAGAACUCUUUGAUUAGUCCAAAAACAAAACUAAAAAAAAAAAAAUCUAUUUCUAUAUAUACGAUGAUAUUAAUUCUCAGUACCGUCGAUGCAACCUGUGAUUGGCAAACCAAUAUGAAAAGACAAAAGAAAAAUCUAAAUCAAUUUCUAGCUGAAGCACGAAGCACAUAAAACCAACAGAAAAAAAAUUACUUAAUUUAGAUCGAUUAUCUUUCAUUAACUCAAAUGAAUUACAUUCUCGCAAUCUUUUCAUUUUCAACCCGAGCGGAAAUAACUUUAAACAGUUAAUUAAAUGCUCAUGAAUCAAUUUGGAUCAAGGUUACAUUCAUUCCCUCUACUUUAGCCAACAUUGCACCGGUGAAUAGAAAAAAUGCACCGAGUGAGCAAAAAAGUUUUCCAAUGAAACGAAAAGAAAAAACGGAAAAAAAAACGGCGAGAGAGACAGAGAGCAGCACACGAGAAGUGGGAAAUAAAUAGCGGAAAUCCCAUUAGUAACAUUAAUCAUGACGAAAAAAAACCAGAAAAUUAAAUUAAAAGUGAAAAUAGAUAAAAAAAAACCACACAUACACAGAACAAGAACUAUUUUAUGAAGAUAAAAAAAACACACACACCCAAAUUUUUGCAUGCACAUUUAUGGUGAUGUCAUGGCCACACAUUAUUAUCAUUGUGACAGUAAAUUUUAAGUAAAUGUAAAACAGAAUGUUCAUUGCUAAAUCAAAUAAAUCACUUGGACUAGGGGAAUAGGGUGAAAUUAAUUUAGUAAAAUAGAACCACAAACUUUUACCUUGAUUUAACAUCAUGUUUAAAUAUUGAUAUGACCUCGGUAUUAAAUGUGAACUUUAUGUUGCAUUGAGGCAAAACAGAGAAGAGAAGAACAAAACAACCAGAAAAAUUUCUAACAAAUCCGAAGAAAUGUCCUCGCAUACAUUUCAAAGUUUAAGCGCUAAACACAUUUCCUUAUAUGUUACUUGCUCGGCUUUUGCAAGUGGGCAUUUGAAGAUUGCGGUUGUUGUCGGUUACAUCACCCUCGAGAUCAUACAUACAAACAAACACACGGAGAAGUAACAAAAGCGUCAGCGGAAUGUGAGUGAUACAAAUGCGAUGCCAUUUUAUUUAAGAGCGCUGCUGCAUAUUCUGCAAAAGUGGAACAUGUUCAACGUUUUGACGUCAGUUAAUGAAAUUCUUUGAUGAAAUGGAACGGAUGCUGUUUCAUUGUAUUUCAUUACUCACAAUGUUUGCACACAAUGGGGAAAAUCGACGACCCGUGCCAAAACAGGGCGGCGGCGACUAAACGGAGCAAAAGAGAAUGAGCAAGUGGACGAAUGAGAUACAGAGAGCAAGAGAGAGAGAGAGUGUCGCAAGUAAAUGCGCUCUAUUAAAUACGUGAUUAACGUAUUUCAAUUAGAUAUUCAGUUUUAAAUGUAAAUUUUAUCAAAAACCAUUAGGCACUAAUAUACUCUUAUAAAGGAAAUAUUUGCAUGUCAACGAAGGAGAGAGAAGGUAAGCAGAGCAUGGAAGGAGAUACUUUUAAAAUACGAUUUCUGUUGAAUGUUACAAUUAAAACUAUGUAGGUUAACGACAAUCGAAUGAACCAAAAAAAAAACUCACCGGAAAUUGACUUGGAUUCUUGUAAUGAAUUUUCCCACGGCUACGAUGACGCCCAAGGAUAAAAAACAUCGUUGAUUUAAUUCAAUGUGAUGGUGCAUUGCGCACCGUGCUAUCAACUGCUUAUCACUGCGUAAACGAUUAUUUUCUUUCUUUCGUUGUUCUUCUUUCAAAUGAAACGGCUUUCGAAAAUAAAUGUGACGCAUGUAAUUUUCCUAAAUGCAUUUUAAUUGUUGAGUGGGCGAGAAAAAGGUUCUUUUUUCUCGCAUUUAAUUCUCAAAUUUUAGCAUUUAGUGAGUGGGAGCGAAUGGAAGAAAAAGGAAGAAGAGGGGAAAAACGUGAUUCGUCCGUUGAUUAAUUGGCGCAUUUUCAUGGAAAUGAUCUUUUUGUUAUCCGUGUGGGCACAUUUAGCUCAAACACGCCCGCAUACAAAUGAAAAUUACAUUUAUGGUAAUAAUAAUUGGUGCUCACACAGAAGUACUUUUACAACAUGCACGACUUGUAUUGGUAAUUUUAUAUGUAUUGUAUCGGUUCUGCUGUGCGAUAUUACAACCAAUACUACUUUGUGACAUAGUUUACUAAGUAGUUAAUAGUGGUGAUCUGACAAAUUACCAAUACAAGUCGUGCAUGUUGUAAAAGUAUUUCUGAGUGAGUGAAAUUUUUGAAGAAUCCAAUUAAUCCAAGAAAUGAGUUCUUGUCCCUUUCCCUGUGUAUGUGCGUUAUUCCUUCUGUUUCUAACCUGCACAAUUACGAAUUCACAUCAUUCACGAGCACAAUCCAAAGACACUCACACACAGAGAGAGAGAUAGAAAGAGAGACAGAGACAGACACACAGAGGACUCUAUAUAACCCAAAGAAAGAAUUAUAAUUAAUAAAUUCAGACAAUUUUUACUUUUUUUCCCUUAUUCUUCCUUUUUUCCGUUCUAUGGCUCAUGGUGUUUUUAUGUUCGCGUCAGCGAAAAUAAAAACGACCAGAAAGAAAACAAGAUCCUCCAUUUGGUAAACGAAGAAAAAAAUGAGAAUAAGAAUGAAAUUAUAUGUAUAAAAAUUAGCAUAGAAUUUAUGUAAGAAAAAGGAAGAUUUACCGAGAUAAUGGCAAAGAAAAAUGAGCAAGAAAGCAACAAAAAAAAAACGAAAAGAGAGACACACACACAGAUAGCUUGAAUGAAACACAAAAAAAUUGUAAUGACGAAAAAGAAAUGCGAAUGUAAUUAAAAUAUGAAAACAAACAGAAAAACAAA
Molecule: messenger RNA, 4824 nt
Organism: Sitodiplosis mosellana (orange wheat blossom midge)
Lineage: Eukaryota; Metazoa; Arthropoda; Insecta; Diptera; Cecidomyiidae
Product: zwei Ig domain protein zig-8-like
Exons: 10
Coding region: 669-1748 (359 amino acids)
Biological process (GO): synapse organization
Cellular component (GO): neuron projection membrane
Source: RefSeq, a predicted model, not a curated record